Microplitis mediator is the source of this 6099-nucleotide messenger RNA. RefSeq lists its product as uncharacterized. The transcript has 2 exons. The record is from RefSeq and is a predicted model, not a curated record. Bases 2561 to 3040 code for a protein of 159 amino acids. Lineage: Eukaryota; Metazoa; Arthropoda; Insecta; Hymenoptera; Braconidae.
GUGUGUUUAAAAAAAAUUUCUGUUUUUUAAAUUUACUCACUGUGAUGAAAAAUUUUCUGAUUUACGGAAAAAAAAUUUUCCGGAUUUUUGAAUUCUUCGUUUGAAAAUCACCAGGCUACUUCGAGGCUGUUCGAGUCCGUCGCUGCCACCAAUUUUAAUUAUAUAUAGUUGUUACGUCCUGGAGUCGUGUCGGCUUGUGAGUUGCCGGCGCGAAUUAUUUGAAUUGGACGUGACUGUAGAUCUUCGGAUACGGGGUAGUUCUCGAAAGCUCGAAAUAACUUGGUCGUGAUUUAAAGAAUAAAUAUGUUUGAUUUAUUCAUAUAAAAUAGAAUAGUCGAAGAAUUUGGAUAAAUAUACACUUGGGUUUACAAUUAUUAUGUGACAAAUAACUUCGUGUCAAAAGAAUAAUAUAAUCGAUUUAAACCGAGAGUUUACUUGCGUGUUAUAAGCCGCACUAUUAUAAUUUCUGGUUGAUGUGAGAGUGUACGAGUGUGAGCUGAGCUGAGAGAGUGAUGCAUUGGGCAUCGGCUUUUUAUAUCUUUACAUGAGCCAACACCCUAGAGAAAAAGUGGGAUAAGGUUUUAGGGCCUUAUUCCCAAAAAGAGGGAGUUCGUUAUCAUCGUUCGACGCGGAUGCUGUUGCGUCAGCAGUCGGACGAUGUUUUUCAAUGUUUUCACUUUUUCGUGGAAAAACUAAUUUCACUUUUUAUAUUCUUUUAACAGUCAUUAUUUGUCGUACAAUUAUUCUUAUCUAUUUUUAUUCAUUAACAUUCUUUUAGAGAAAUUGUCGAUGAUGAAUAAAUAUUAUAAUGCAUUAAAAAUAUCUUAUCUACUUGAUCAUUUUUAAGUGCAUACUUAUUAAUAUUUAUUAUAAAGAAAAUAUAUUAUUAUUCUAUUAUUUAAAUAUAUCGAUUUGGCGGGUCUCAGGUCGGUCUAUUAUUAUUUAAGAUUUAAAAAUUGGCAGAGCCAUCUGAUGAGCAGGCUGGGACGUAACAAUUACAACAUAAUGAAUAACUUGAAAUAAUAGGGACUCAAAUUUUAAAAGCCUACUUUUUAUCAAUACCUGAUAAGGAUAAUUUUAAAAAAAUAUUUGUAAUCUAUAAAUUCUCGUAUAAGCAUAAACUUAGAAUAAUUAAGUAUUUAUUUUUAUUAAUAGAAAAUAUGAAAAACAUCGUUUUAAAAGUUAUAAUUCCAAGAAAUAACAAAUACUCAAUAAGCAAAGAUUCUAAAAAUUGCAUUAAAAUCACUAUUCACUGAUAAGAGUAUAGAAAUAAAAUUUAAUAGAAGAAGUUGUAGGUGAGGUAAGCAGAAGGAAGAAUGACAGGUAAUACAGAACAAAUUUUUUUUUUUUUAUGAAAUAUAUUUUGAUUCACUGACCAUGUACUUUAUUCGAGUUAUAAUAUGAUUAUAAAAUUUUUUUAAGAUUAAGUCAUAAUAGCAAUUUUUUAUUAGAAACAAUCUGAUACUCUAUACCAUAUGUCUAGUACCUACGUAAUAGUCAUUACCUUUUAUACACCCUCGCGGUUUUGGAAAUACCGAAAUAAUACCGGAAUUAUACGGUAUAAAUACUGCAUAAAUAUGGUAUUAUUCAAGUUAUUUUGGCCAGUUUUUUGGGUGCCAUUAGUUCGUCCUAACGGACAUGUUAUACAACGUACUACUCUGGCAAAAACGACAUCUAGAAAUCGUGACAAAAGUACCAACGCAACAUCUGGAAAUCGCGACAUUCGUCCAGCGUGACAUUUGGAUCGUUACACUGUACGUAAAAUGUGACACUCAUGCAAGUGCGACGUCUGAAAAAAACGACAUCUAGACAAGUCGACAAUGUUGCAAACGUGACAUUUGAAAAACUCACCAAUCUGAAAAUGGGACAUUUGACAAACACGACAGUCAAGCCAACGAUAAAUGUGGUAAAGUCGACAAAUAUGUUAUGUGACGUUUAGAAAUAUGGACAUCUUUGCACAAGGACAAUUGUACAUUGUGACAAUUGUAAAAUUUGACUUUUGGAAAUGUUACCACUCACUUACAAGCGACAUAUGGAUAACGUGACAGUUGAACAUAGUGACACUUGUGAAAAGGUACAUUCGGAAAAAUAAUUAUUUCUACUUACCAGCAAUGAAUUUAUAAGAAAUCCGUAGAUAAAGUAGAUUUCUUAUGGUAAUGAAACAUGGAAAGAGAGAGGACAUACAUUUUAAAUAAAACUCUAACUAAUGCAGCCAAAAAAUUAUUUUAAUAUGUUUAAUAAAUUUUAGGAUAAAACAAUCCAAUUGAAAAUAUUAAAUUAAAUUUAUUUAUCAUUAUCACUAACUCAAAUUGAUAUUAUUCUACGUACAUAAUAAAAUGCUAUACAAAUAAUGUUAAUUAAAAAUAAUCUCGUAAUAUAAAUUUUUUUGUACCUAAUUGAAUUUAUGAAAUCAAACUUACUUACCAUGCUCUUAUACCAGCUAUAUUCUGAGUACACUAUCUAAUUCUAUAAAAAUAAGAAUAAUUAGGAUAUCUUAUCACUAAUAGCUAGGACUCUUGGUGAUUUUCGAAACGGAUAUUCUUCCGAUGAUGACACCAACAUGGAUUCAGAAAAUGAAGUGAUUGCAGAUGUUGAUACUGGUAAUUCCGAUGAUGAGACUAAUGGAGAUGUAGAUAAUGAAGCUGCAGCUGUUACUUCUAGCAAUCCCGAUGAUGUUACUUACAUGGAUUCAAAUAAUGAUAUUGAUAAUGAUUCGGAAGAAUCCGAGGCUGACACUAUCAUUCUCGAUUUUGAUGACUAUUCUCAUGGCAAUGUUCCUAAUCCCGACCUAAAUGGUGCUGAUGUUGCCUGCAGUUUACGGCGCGACGCGGUUACACCUGCGGACUUGAACAACGCUAUCAGAAGUGAAGAAUGUAUGACUUACAUGGCCGCUGUUCCGAACGUCUACUACAAGCCCUGUGGGCACUAUACUUUUUGCGAAGCCUGUCAUAAGAAGAUGUUGAAUGAUGUGCUAACCGAGGGUGGUGAUUUCAUAUGUCAAAUGUGUCAUCAGUAUGUAAACGAAGUUUUUAUUAUUUAAAAAAACUUUUAAAAACGGUGUCAAAGAUGGUCUUCAGCAAGGUUUUAUAAAAAAAAGAAAUUUCGUUUUGAGGGUACUCUCAGACACUGCCCCUUCCCUAUUUCGAAAAAAUAUUCAAUGACUUUUCACUUUCAUAAGCGUAUCAAAAUUUUAUUAACAAUUGGAAUAAAAAUUAAACAAUAAAUUAAAAAAAAAGACAAUGUAGUUUAUAACAAGGUGUAUCUCAACCUUGCCAAGUUUGGCCCCUUUAUUAAUUGAUGUUAAUAAGGGCGCCACUGGAAGAUAAGACUCGGCCUUCCAGAACCGGAGAUGUUAUAAUUUAUAAAUCAGGGUCGUUGAAAAUAUAUAAGAGUGAGGAGAUUGAGGGAUUAAAUUAAUUUUUACACACAAUUCAAAUCAAUAUAAUUUUAAAUUUUAUUUACCGAAUCACAAUUAUACCCACCGGGCUUUUAUUUUACUUAUAACUAAUUAUAACAAUAUUGUCCACCGGACUUUUAUUCUUAACACUAAUAAUUAAAAUUUUGUCCACCGGACUUUUAUUAAUUAUACGAAUUAGUCCCCUGGACUUUUACACGAAAUGGCCACCGGCCUGAUCCCCUGGAUCUUUUAUUAUAUACGACGAAUGAGUCCCCUGGACUUUUAUACGAAUUGGCCACCGGCCUGAUCCCCUGGAUCUUAAUUGAACGACGACGAGUCCCCUGGACUUUUUAUAACGAAAUGGCCACCGGCCUGAUCCCCUGGAUCUUAUUUAAAUAAACGACUCCCCUGGACUUUUAUACGAAAUGGCCACCGGCCUGAUCCCCUGGAUCUUAAUAAAAUUAAAAUUUAGUCCCCUGGACUUUCACGAAUAUGGCCACCGGCCUGAUCCCCUGGAUCAAAUUAUUUAAAACAAUUUGGCAACUUGCCAGAUCCCCUGGAUCUAUUAUUUUAAAACGUUUCCACAGGAAACUUAAUUUUUUCUCUCACACACACACACGUUUUACAUUCGAGUCCCCAGGACUGUAUUCACACUCACACACACGUUUACAAUGUAUGAUUUUCCCGAUUAUUUUACACGCACAAUUUUAUUUAAUCUCGAUUUUAUUUAUGUGUCCACUGGACUAAAUUUCUAUCCGUAAUUUUUAAUGAUUCUACAAUUUUAUAACGACACUUUAUCAACAUGACAAUUUUAUAUACUUUCAGUUUUUCGAAUAUCAAGUUGUUGAGUAAGAAUUUACUGACACCGAAAAACUGCCGCCAACGACUGACGCUAUCUCUCUUUUAUCCAUUUACAACUAGUCUUCACGUUAAUAACAAAUUUGUACAACAAGAACUGAUUUCCAUUACUAAUAAAUUUAAUUACUUAUAUCCUUAUUCUUUUAUCACUAAUUUCACUGCACUUUUAAUUUUCCUUUAAUUUUCGGUUUUGUAAAUUUUAUAUUUUAUAUUUUUCUUAUUAAAUAAAAUUGAUUAAUUUAUAGUAUAACAAUUCCUUAAUGACUAGAUUUAUUAUUUAUAAUUUCUGGCUCUCCUGCCGAGAAAUUUUCAGACGGACCGCGUGUAAAUUUAUUUUGAAUACUGUUCUUCUUGCCGACAAUUUAUAUUUUAAUCCAAUCGGAAAUGGCGACUGCUCACGAAUUAUUUAAUUAUUAUUAAUUAAUUAGUUACUUAAUAAUUUGUGGCAACCGGCCGACAAUUGGUUUACCUCUCCUUAAAUUUUUCCAGCGAUCGUGGCGUCCCUUUUUAUAACAGCCUUCCUGCCGAUUUCCGUUGAUUUGGUUCUUUCCUCCAACUUCUCUUGCUGUUCACGUGUGGUCACUCGUCCGUGUCUUCUGCCGGUCCGUCCGACUGUGUCCGUUUUCACUCUUGUCACUCACUUAUCAAAUCUAAGUUCGCGAUCAUUCGGCCCUUAUCGGAAAAUCCACCACUCCAACUUAUUUCCUUAUUGGGUCUUGGGGACGAGCCCCUUAAAUUAGCGCGCCCGGCGACAAGUCGAUAAAAUAGUAACGCAUAUGGGGUACUAUGGGUAAUUAAUCAACCGCGGGAAGUCAUGUUGAUUUAAAGUUGUAAUUUUAAAUAUUUACCCCGUUACAAGUUGCAAUUUCAUUGUCAUGUGGAAUUCAAAUAAAACAACUUAUAGUUUACAUCAAUUGGGAGUUAAACGAAAUUUGUUGAAUGAAUUUCAGUAAACUCUUUAUGUAAAUUUGAUAAUUCUAAUUGUUUAAAUUUUUAGGCUAAAUAUUAUUCAACGAAUUUCGUUUAACUUUAAUUGAUAACAUCUGUUAGUAAUUUUUUUGAAUUCUACAUCUCAGCAAAAUUGCAACUACGUUGACCUUCUUUUUAAUUAAGGCUUGAUUUUUUUUUCUCAUUAAUUGAUUAAAUUUUGACACGCUUUGACAGUUAAGGGCAUUUCAGACAGUGCCCCCCACUUCAAAAAUUUCAAUGGCUUUCAACUGCCAUAACCGUAUUAAAAUUUUAUUAAUUAAUUAAAAAAAAAAAUUAAAACCUUAAUUGAAAAAAGGAGAACGUAGUCGUAAUUUCACCGAGGUAUAGAAUUUUUUAAAAAUUACUUGCAAUUGAUAUCAAUCAGGAGUUAAACGAAAUUUGUUGAAUAAAUUUUAGCCUAGAAAAUUUGAAAAUUCAAAUUAUAAAAUUAACAUGAAGAUUAUACUGAAAUUUAUUUUACAAAUUUCGUUCAGCUUCCAAUUGAUAUCAACUGCAAAUGUUUUUUUUUAAAUCUAUAUCUUAGUGAAAUUACGAUUACGUUCUCCUUUUUUCAAUUAAGGUUUUAAUUUUUUUUUAAUUAAUUACUAAAAUUUUAACAUGGUUAUAACAGUUCAAAGCCAUUGAAAUUUUUGAAGAAGUGGGGGGCACUGUCUAGGCAUGACCUUAAAAGUUAUUGAAUAUUUCCAAAAGGGGAGGGGGAGCUGUCUGAGUUUGGCCUUAAAAAGCGAAAUAACAUGACUCUAAUGAAGAUUAAAAAUUAUAUACUAAGUAAUAAAAUUUUAUACUAACUUUACUAGAUAAAUUAUCUAAAUAUUGAAAGUAAAAAUUUUUUUUUAUAUUGUCAGGUUUUCUAU